Messenger RNA from Aspergillus puulaauensis, 1374 nucleotides. RefSeq names its product glycosyl hydrolase family 43 protein. Lineage: Eukaryota; Fungi; Ascomycota; Eurotiomycetes; Eurotiales; Aspergillaceae. Gene Ontology annotation, biological process: carbohydrate metabolic process. The record is from RefSeq and is a predicted model, not a curated record. Bases 1 to 1374 code for a protein of 457 amino acids. The transcript has 5 exons. Gene Ontology annotation, molecular function: hydrolase activity, hydrolyzing O-glycosyl compounds; carbohydrate binding.
AUGUAUGCAUUCCAAAAUACACUUCUUGUUUCCCUUGUCGCGGGAUGCGCCGGGGCGGCCCUCAGUAUUAUCCCAGGAGCGACAUGGACUGCUACCAAUACAGGCGAACACAUACAAGCCCAUGGCGCCGGGAUCAUUGAAGAAAACGGCAUCUACUACAUGAUCGGCGAGGAAAAAACCGACGGUUCCGCAUUCCAAGCGGUUAACUGCUACUCGUCAAGCGAUUUAGUGGAAUGGAGCUUUGAAGGACAACUUCUUACUCGCACAGAAGAAGAUGGCGAUCUAGGUCCCAACCGCGUCGUCGAGAGACCCAAGGUUAUCAAGAACGAUGACACGGGGAAAUAUGUCAUGUGGCUGCACAUCGAUUCCAGUGAUUAUCAGGAUGCGAGGGUGGGCGUUGCGACCGGUGAUGGUGUUUGUGGAUCGUAUGAAUACCUCGAGAGCUUUAGGCCGUUGGGGUUUCAGAGUCGCGAUAUUGGGUUGUUUAAAGAUGAGGAUGGAUCCGCUUAUCUUCUUAGUGAGGAUCGCGAGUAUGGUACUAGGAUUAUCAAACUCACGGAUGAUUACCUUGAUGUUGACGCGGUCACAUUUGGCUGGGAGUACUUCGCCGAGUCCCCUGCGUUGAUCAAACGCGGAGGUACAUACUACAUCUUUGGCUCACACCUCACCGGUUGGGAUCCAAAUGAUAAUGUUUACUCCACUGCAACCUCCCUCUCCGGCCCGUGGUCCAACUGGACCGAAUUCGCACCCGUCGGGACGAACACCUACAGCAGCCAGGUCAACUACGUGCUGCCCCUGGGAACCGAUAAAGCCAUCUACAUGGGUGAUCGAUGGGUAUCCUCGAAUCUAGCAGCAAGUACCUACAUCUGGCUACCGCUCGAACUUUACGGCACGACAGCAAGCCUAACCUGGUAUGACUCCUGGAGCGUCGAUUUAACAUCAGGUGCCUGGUCUGAGCCGGCGAGUGUUUUGGAGUAUGAAGGUGAAGAUGGAGAGCUCUCCGGUGGUGCGCGUACCAUAGACUGCUCACAGUGUAGUGGCGGUGUCGCGGCGGGCUAUAUUGGAGGUGAUUCAGAUAGUGACAAUAACGGCGUUGUUGUCCUUGAUGCCGAUGUUGACACGCAGAGCGGGGAAUCGGAGCGUGUGACCCUCAACAUCAGGUACUUGAAUGGGAAUACGAAUCCUCGGUAUGCGGCUGUUUCUGUGAAUGGUGGCGAGGCUCAGACGGCUGCUUUCAUCUCUACGGCGCAUCACUCUGAUACUGCUGGUAGCAGUGCUGUGCAUGUCAAGCUCAAGUCGGGGGCUAAUACAGUCCAGAUCUCUGGAACUGGUGGAUGGGGUCCGGAUAUUGAUGAGCUGGUUAUUCCGCUAUAA